Molecule: messenger RNA, 2121 nt
Organism: Arvicanthis niloticus (Nile rat)
Lineage: Eukaryota; Metazoa; Chordata; Mammalia; Rodentia; Muridae
Gene: Znf483
Product: zinc finger protein 483
Biological process (GO): regulation of transcription by RNA polymerase II
Cellular component (GO): nucleus
Molecular function (GO): DNA-binding transcription factor activity, RNA polymerase II-specific
Source: RefSeq, a predicted model, not a curated record
AUGCAAGCUUUAGUGCCCUCAGACGUGCUGGCAGGCGUCUCCCCAGACCCUUCAGCUUUGGCUUUGAGUGAACAAAGCAGGGUCCCUAAAGUGGAUACUCUGAGGGUCCAAGAAAGUAUGUUGAGAGGGUAUGCUGAUGAUCUGGAAUCUUUCAGGCAGAAGUUCAGGUGGUUUUGUUACUCACAGGAAGAAGGACCCAGAAAAACCCUGAAUCAACUCUGGGAACUCUGCAAGAAGUGGCUGAGACCAGACAUUCACACCAAAGAGCAGAUCUUAGAGCGUUUAGUGUUUGAGCAGUUCCUGAGGGUUUUGCCUGGAGAGAUGAGGAUUUGGGUGAAUUCUCAGCAUCCUGAGAGUAGUGUGGAGGUGGUGACCCUGGUAGAAGAAUUGAACCAAACACUUGAAGAAAAGGAAGAUCUUAGCACUCAGGCUUCUGCAGUUUGCAAAGAGGAGGAUAUGGGAGAGGAUGUGAUGGUGGCAGCUCCUCCAGAUACUGAGCCACGCGAAUCUAUAACAUUUGAGGAUGUGUCUGUGGACUUCACCAGAGGAGAGUGGAAGCUACUGGAACCAUCUCAGAGGGAGCUGUAUAAAGAAGUGCUGCUGGAAAACUUAGGGACCCUAGAAUUUUUGGGCUCUCCGGUUUCCAAACUUGACUUGAUUUCCCAUCUGAAGUGGGUUAAGUUGCCAAGGGUACUGGAAAAAGAAAUCUCAAAAGACCCCAGACCGGGAGAGUCGGUAAAAGAGAGUGAGUCUAGAAGUGAAUUGGAUGCUUUUAUGGACGACUUGACUUUAGAGAAAGCAGUGGACUACUGCUUCAAUGAUGGUGGCUAUGGCUUAAAGACAGAAUUCCUGAGGCGAUAUGGCAAACCCAAGAAAGAUCAUGGCAAACGGAGUAGCCAGGAAAGUAGAGAGUCUGAGUCAGAAGGGACCUCCUCUGGGAAGACUGUCAAGCAAACUUCCAACACACUCAAACAUAAGAAAGCCUCCUUAACAAAGACAUCGAAAAAGUCCAGGAAAUGCAUUCAACGGGAGAAGGACCCACGCUGCCCUGUAUCUCCUAAUGAACGUAAGAGACAUCCUAAAAUUGGUUCUUUGAGUAAGACCGACACGUGUACUAAGUGUGGGGUAGCCUUUACUCAAAUCUUAGGGAAUUGUAUUGAAAGCUCUCAGUGUGAAAAAUGCAGGAAGAAUUUGUUUCAAGAUGAAGCCUCAGGUAAAGACAAGGAACCUGACACUGAAGAACCCAGCAAGUGUAGGAAGUGUGGGAAAGCCUUGGAGCAUGGUAUAAAAUGUUCCAUGUGUACCGAAUGUAGAACUGCACACAAAGCCAGAUCCUCACGCAAGUCACAUAAAAAAACUGACAGAAAAGAAAAGCCUUACAAGUGUGAUGAAUGUGGAAGACGUUUUGCAGAGUUAUCCUUUCUCAAUCAGCAUCAAAGAACCCAUAAUGGAGAGAAGCCCUACCUGUGUAAACACUGUGGGAGACCAUUCAACGACAGUUCGUCAUUUUAUCAACACCAGAGAAUUCACACUGGAGAGAAACCAUAUACAUGUAAGGAGUGUGGGAAAUCCUUUACUCAUAGCUCCUCUCUUUCAAAGCAUCAGAGGAUACACACUGGGGAGAAGCCCUAUAAGUGUAAUGAGUGUGGAAAAGCCUUUAGACAGAAUUCUUGCCUUACUCGACAUCAGAAGAUCCACACUGGAGAAAAACCAUACUUGUGUAAGGACUGUGGGCUGUCUUUCCGUCUUUUUAGUAGUAUCAUGUAUCAUCAGAGACUCCAUGCAGGAGAGAAACCCUACAAAUGUACCCACUGCGAGAAAGCUUUCCCCUCUCAUUCCCGCCUUGGUCGCCAUUUGAGAUGUCACACUGGUGCAAAACCGUACAAAUGUAAAGACUGCGGGAAAACCUUCAGACAGAGCUCGUCGCUUAAUUUACAUGUCCGAACUCAUACUGGAGAGAAGCCCUACAAAUGUGAUUACUGUGGGGCCGCCUUUACUCGGAGCACAAUCCUCAUUGAGCACGUCAAGACUCACACUAACGCACGAUACGAAUGUAAGAAGUGUGGUAAGACAUUUAAAAGCCGUUCAACCAGUCUUAAACAUCACUGUCCACAGUAAUCC